AAUUCAACACACGUUGUGUUGAAUUAUCCAUUGUUUGUGUUAAAAUUACACAAAUAUUUCACAGGAGUCACUAACACAUCAUGUGUUAAAUAAUUGUUCAAUUGAGUUGCGCGCUGCAACUGCUUUGCGUCACAAACACGACUCCACACUCCAGUCCAGCAGGUGGCGGUACUGCGCCAAUAAGCUGGUUUGUCAACUGCCACUCGACAGAAGAAGUUGAUGUACGUUCGUUCCUAUGACUGACAGUGAAUUGCUGAGUCAAGGAAAAACGAAGACGGCUAACGCAUUCAAAUGGAAGGGAGUGAGGCUCCCAAGACAUUAACAACAGUGUUCCUAGAUGGGACAGAGAUAUGCAAGAAGAUGCUUCAACUACCCUCUAUUGCAGACAUUCUUGAUGCCUGCAAAAGUUCAUUAACUUGCAAUGCAGAAUGUGAUAGACUUCUAAAAUUUAACACAGAUUUUAAUGAAUACAUUGACACGGACAUCAAUGGCAAUGUCGGAAACUUAGACAAAUAUCACAUUUUGUUCAAACAGAACAGAAUUUGGAUAAAAGCUUAAUAACAGUCUUCCCAUCACUGAAGAUCAAGAUCCAAGAAGAGAAUGAAGGAUUUGAGCACUUUUAUGACCCGGUGUCUCAUUGUGGGUUCAUCGAAAUGAAACUGAGAAACCUACGGAGAACCCUCCAUGAUGAUCAGCGACUGUAUCGCAAGCGUGGCAGGUCUAGUAAUCCCUCUGGAGUUAGUAUAACACUGGAAGUGAUUGCAGAUGGGGAAGAAGAGUCCAUCAAGGAGUGGAUAACCUCUACCAAAAGGAUGAGACCAUCUCCUGAGAACAUUGCAUCUAUCAAAAUGGGCAUGGAGAAAACCUACACCAACCGAAGACUCUGGAUUACAAGCAAAUCGCCAACCGUGGCUGAGGUUUUCCAGCAGUACCCUCGCUUUGUGGACAUGCCAUACUUGUUGGAUGCAGAGUUUGGAAAAAUGUUCCCCGGGAAGGAAGACCUCUUCCUUCGGAAAUGGGAAGGACAUAUUGUUCCAAAACUACUUAAAGUGGCUACACUUGAAAAUGACCCCCAUGUCUUGCCAGCUGGUGAGGAGAGUGAUGAGUUCCUUUGCUUCAGAGCCCUUCAGAUGCUCACACACUAUUUGCCUCCUACUGCAUCGGGGAGGGCUAAAGGAUGGGCCAAAUGCAGUGUGAAAUCGGCCCUUUCGUACAUCUUGGACAUAAAACCGACUGGAACAAGCAUACCAAGCCUUCUAGAGGGAUCUCCUGAGGAAGCAGUGGGAGUCCACCAGCCCAAGCUGGUGUGUUUAGGGCACCCAGGACAGUUGCUCAGUACGUCAUCAUUGCAAAGAACGACAAUGUCGCCAUCCGCCUUCAAGACGAAGGAUGGGAAAGGAUGCUCACCCAGAUACCUCUGCCCAAAGGGAGACUGUCGCCAAGGAGGGGUGUCGGACCACAAUUACCUCCUGUGUCCUAAACCACUGACUCCAAAGAAGGACAGCAGUAGUAAGGAGCAGAGCACCAUAACAUCUGGAGGAAAGAAACUUGGACUAACCAACAAACAAGGGGAGUUUCUGGCAGAGCUUACUCCAGAACAAAGGGAGAAAUACAAGAAUGCGUUCUUAAAUAGAAUAUCAUCAACUGCAUGCGCCAAGGCUGGAGAGGGACUGCAAGAACAUCCAGUGGUGAUGAUGCUGAUGGAAGUGACACAAACUCUGGUUGCCUUGUUGGCUCCCUAA
This is a messenger RNA of Gasterosteus aculeatus aculeatus (three-spined stickleback), 1742 nucleotides long. RefSeq lists its product as uncharacterized. NCBI's taxonomy places the organism in Eukaryota, Metazoa, Chordata, Actinopteri, Perciformes, Gasterosteidae. The record is from RefSeq and is a predicted model, not a curated record.